Messenger RNA from Centrocercus urophasianus (Greater sage-grouse), 3804 nucleotides. It is a transcript of the gene CCDC170, whose product is annotated as coiled-coil domain containing 170. The record is from RefSeq and is a predicted model, not a curated record. The transcript is spliced from 11 exons. Bases 833 to 2878 code for a protein of 681 amino acids. Lineage: Eukaryota; Metazoa; Chordata; Aves; Galliformes; Phasianidae.
AGUACUCAUGAGUUUACAAAUCUGAAUUUUUCAAAGAGUAACAAAAGCUCCACAUGUGUAAUAUAAAUUGUACUCCUGUAGUAGUGUCAUGCCCGAUUAAUUGCAUUGUGUUGUGUAUGACUAAUAAUGAGAUUUAUAAGUAGCUGCUGGCAAAACAUAGCUGUUUACUUAAAUAUUAAAAUAUGCAUGCUCCCUGCCAAAAAUGCUAUAAUCAUACCAGCCUUUUGAGUGUGACGUCACAAUGAUUGGCUUUAUAUUUGCUAAGGCACUUGAGAAUGCAGAGAACUGUUUCUAUAAAUCUCGUUGAAACAGUACGUGUGAAAUAGUAAUUCAAGUUGACUUUUACACCUGACUUACUUUAAAACUCUUUUAAAUCCUUCUUGGAUUAUGUGAAUUCUUGAAUAUGUGUCUUUACAUCUUUAACAUGCUAAUUAUCUUAAAGAUAAUUGUGUGACAAAUGUGGGAUUCGGAAAUUUCAGCUCUAAUGGGCUUUCUUACAUUGAUUAUUGCUGAUGAACAAGACUCUUCAUUCUUCAACCUUGCUCUGCAGUUAUUUUUUUAUUGAAGCUGUUUUGAAUUUCUCCUUUCUAUGGAGUCAGAAGUGACUGUGUUCGUUUAGAGAAGAAAAUUUACAUCCAUACAGCAGUAUAAGGAUAGUUACUUAUAUAAAUAAUAUAGUGUCACUGUCUGCAAGCUCCCUCCCUGGUUUUGGAGCCCUGCUAUAUUACAGAAGAAAACAAAACUUGGCCUCAAAGGAUUUCACCUGGUUGUACAUUGUGAAACAGAGUCUUGUGAUCGCUUUCUUUUGGAUAUUCCUGUCACCAGAGAGCAGAUGAACCACUAUCGAGCUGCAGCAGAGACUGCUCAGAGUGAACUAGCAGCACUAACAGUGAAGUAUGACUGUGUCCAUUCAGAGCUUCUUGAACUCAGGUCCAGAAUGAUCUCAAAAGAAACCUCCUUUAAAGAGCUGAAGUCUGAAGCUGAAAGCUACAGGGAAAACAAUGCUAGACAAGCAUCUCUCCUCUUGUCUUUGCAAACUCGAGUUCGGGAGACAGAAGAAGAGUUGAGUGUGCUUGUGGCUACUAAAAAACAGGCUGAGCUGACAGCUCAGGCAGCAUCGAAGGAAAACUGGGAGCUGAAGGAGAAACUUCAUGAGCAAAAUGCCAGACUUAACAAAUAUUUGAAUGAUUGUGAAGAAAGCAAGACAGAAUCUUAUAAGAUGAGCAGGAAGUAUGAAGAGCUUGUUACACAGCUUUCUGAAUUCUUGGACGCAGACAUCAAAGAAAAAGAGAAACCAGAGGAACAUUUAAUGUUAAAGGCUUGUGAAAUAUAUAAAGAAAAUCUGGCACUAAAAGCUCAGGUUGCUGCCCUUCAAGACGACAUCAAUGGCCAUGAAAUGGAAUCCAAGGCUAGUAGAGAAACUAUCAUGAGGCUUGUUUCAGAGGUGACCAAAGAGCAGAAAAAGGCAGCAGGAUACUGUGAAGACAUGGAAAAACUUAGUAAGGAUCUUGACAGUGCUAAAAUGGCAAGACAGAGUUUGGAAAUGGACAUCAGAAACCUCCAAGAUAAGUUCAAGGCUAAUCAGAAAGCCUGGGAAGCCUCGAAGCAAGAACUUCAUAGCCUGAAGAAAUCUUUCAGUGAGCUGGAUGGAAGUUUGAAGAGCAGCAAAGAAGAAGCCAAGACUGCUCAAAGCUCUUUAGAGGCUUUCAGACAGCAAAUCGCUACCCUUCUCAGUAGCAGCUCGCUAACAGUUACACCCUCUGAGAAGGACAUUUUGAAGAGAGUCCAAGAAAUAAACUGCAAAGAGAAGAGUGAAGAGAGAGUGGUAUCUCAACUUGAAGCCCAAAUAGCUAAACUGACUGAAACUUUGGAAGAUCAAACCAGAUCAUACCAAGAAGCUCUGGAGAGAAGCAGAAAAGUUGAAAAACAAUCUGAGACUUUCCAAGAUCAGUUGAAACACUUGGAAGAGGAGCUGCUCUCUUUAUAUAUGAUACAAGAUGGUUUGAAGCUUGAGAAACAAAAAUAUAUGAAAUUUCUGGAACAACUUAAUGAAAUGAUGAAGCUGAAUAGCAUUGCAGCAGAGGUUGGAUUUGAUAUGAAUGUGAAUGCAAUUCUGGCUCGGGUAGAGCAAUUAGUCAAACUGGAAGGUGAUGCAGUGAUUGAAAGCAAGACUGUGACAUAUAGCCUAAGAAGGAAGUUGAAGACUCAGAAAGAAAGACUUGAAAGCAAGGAGUUGCACAUGAAACUUCUGAGGCAGAAAAUAACCCAGCUGGAAGAAGAGAAACAAAUAAGGACAUCACUAGCUAUGGAGAGGGAUGAGGCCAAUCUCACUGUCAGAAAGUUGCAAAAGAUGAUAGAGAGAUUACAGAAGCAGCUUGAUCUGGCAAGGGAAACGAAUACUGAUCUCAAAGCCAAGCUGUCUGAAGCCAAUGAACUUAAGAUCCAGACUCUAGAGCAGAACAGAACAAUAGAAGAACUUAAUAAGUCUCAAGGCAAAUUGGAAAGAAUGAAGGAAAAAGCUGAGAAACAAUUAAACUCUGUCAAAUCAGAACUUAACUUAAAGGAACAGAAAGCUACUGAAGAAAAAGAAAAAGCCAAAAAUAUGUUAGAAGUGGUUUCCAGUGAAAUGAAGGUACUUAAAACAAGCCUUGCAGAAUUAGCAAAAAGGGAAAGACAGCUGGCAGACUUCCGAGAGGUCAUCUCACGGAUGCUGGGCCUUGAUCUUGCUAACCUAGCUCUGCCUGACUAUGAGAUCAUUACACGUCUGGAAGGGCUGAUUCACUUUCAUCAGCACCAUUUUAUCCCCUGCGUCUGUGUCAAAGAUGUAACAAGGACAGAAGAUGAGUGCUUGGAUAGAAACAUACAGUUUCUUCAUUGAAACAAACAUUUUUGAGGAAACUAAAGUCAUUUUUUCUUCUUCCCUGCCUACUAGACCAGCAUAGAAAAUAGGUCUUUAUUUUUGUUCCUUCUUCUACAGAUACUUGGGCUGAUUUUCAGUGUUUCAGAGAGACAGUUAACAGCCAGCAUCCUAGGGAGAGCAAACAUAUAAUAUUUUGGACAUGAAAAUGAUGGGCAAUAUGUGAAAAAUGAACAGCUUUCCAAUUCCAGUGCAGAGUCACUGAUGGCAUGAGCUACCUGAGAUCUGUUAACAAUUUGGGCAAAUACUAGCUGGUGAACAUCAGCAUUUGUGAUUGUUCCUUGUGCUUUACUUCUUGGGUGACAGUGAUGAAAUAAAGUGGGGGCCAUCCAGUUGCUAUUUCUUUUGCAAAAUGGGACUUCUCUGUGCCUUUUUAUGCAUAAGAACUUCAGUUUCAAGGCACCUGGAAAGCUGGCUGAGGGCUAUCAUGGUUUUGGAAAAAGGGAUUUUUUUCUGUCAUUUUUUUUCUUUAGUCUGCUCUUGAGUAAGAACAAAAAGUUAUGCUUUUUCAGCAAAGGCUCUUUCACAGACUCCAGUCACAUGCCUGGCAUAGAUAUACAGUAGAAUUAUCUAUAGUAAAAUUGCAUCAUGACACUUUGAAAGUGUUUCUUGUACCUGCUGUGCUUCUUGGACAAUUAAUCCAUAGGCCAAAUAAGCAUCAGUUCUGACUUAAUACAAAGGUAUUAAUUAUUACAAAGGUAUUAAAAAUACCCUCAUCCAUUACAGAAAAUAGUUUCUAGUCUUGAUUUUUCAGAAAAACCCAGAUGAUAUGUCCAGAAUUACCUUUUAAUCAUAAAAGCUGCUUGUCUAUUACCCUUCCUGACUGUUAAACUUCAUGAUUUUAAGACUUUCAAACAAUAAAUAUAUUUUAAUAGUACACUCAAAAA